Molecule: messenger RNA, 1767 nt
Organism: Kwoniella botswanensis
Lineage: Eukaryota; Fungi; Basidiomycota; Tremellomycetes; Tremellales; Cryptococcaceae
Exons: 6
Coding region: 1-1767 (588 amino acids)
Source: RefSeq, a predicted model, not a curated record
AUGCAGAACCUCGACACACGACUGCAGUCCUUUAACGCAAUAACAAAACCCAAAUCAAAGGUCAAACCGGCAUUCCCACUAACAGAAAAUACCCAUCCUAAUCUUACACCGGAUUCACUAUCUCAAGCUGGAUUCUAUCAUACACCGGGGUCGACAGAGGAAUCAUGGGAUAACUGUAAAUGCUUUAUGUGUAAUCUGGAAUUGGGAGGAUGGGACGAAGGAGAUGAUCCAUUUGAAGAGCAUUCCAAGAGGGGUAAUUGUGCUUGGGCAGAUAUGGUUUGUACGGUUAAGAUUGAGAAGAGGAAGAGAGAUAGAAGUGAUGGUGCUUAUACCACAACUUACGGAACGGAAGAGUCUCUACCUCAAUCGAAAGAGUCUGCAUUGAUAAGAGAACAAACAUUCAAAAAGUGGUGGCCUCAUAAGCAGAAAUCGGGAUGGUUGCCAACAGUGAAGAAUCUCGCCCAAGCAGGUUUCAUAUAUUGCCCUUCUAGCACGUCAAAAGAUACCGCCAUGUGUCCGUAUUGUGAAUAUGCUGUAGAAGGAUGGGAAGCAACAGAUGAUCCUUGGCAAGUACAUCAAAGUAAAGUCCCCGACUGUCAUUUCUUCAGAGCUGAGUUAGCAAAUGGAGGACCAAGCAAGGACAAAUCAACCAAAGCUGCUGCUAAACCGAAGAAGUCUGAAGCUUCCAGAAGGACAAAACGAGCUACUACAGCUGCUUCUCGGCCUGUCGUUUCCGAAUCAGAAGAAGAGUCUACUCAGGCGACCGACCUACCGUCCGAACCAGGGUCAGUCGCCGUCUUGGAAGGGAAUAAUGCUAAGAAUAAAGAUACCGAACCUCGUUCUACUACAACAAGGAGAAAGACAAAUGCUCGAGGAAAAAAGAAGGAAGACACAGUGGAAGUAGAAGCUGAACUUGGAGCUGAGACUCAAAACAAGGAAAUAGACGAACCAGAGGUGAUAGUGAUUGGGGACGAUACCAUAACCUCGAUAUCUCAGACUCAAUUGCCUGCAACGGUACCGGAGGAGGAAAUACCGGUAGAAGAUAAGGAGAAGAAGGGAAAAGCUAAGAAGGCGACUAAAGCCAAACCUAGAACUACUACUGCCAAAUCAAAAGGAAAGAAGAAGAAGGUUGAGGAGCAGGGAGGUCAAACGGAGGAUGAGGUAGUUAUGCAGGAAUCGGAAGUUGAAAUGCAGACUGAAGAAGAACCUGAAUCAAUACCUCAACCUCGACUACGGCAACCUUCCAAGCCCGGUUCUCAGAACAAAUCGUCAUCUUCUAAACCAUUACCACCUCUACCUCCAGCUAGUCCGACAUCUCCCAGACCAUUAUCCCAAUUAGAUAGAUUCGCUAAUAUACCUCCUUCGUCACCUAUCCCAUCAGUCAGCUUAGGCACACCAAAACCUAAAUCACUAUUACGGUCUACUCAACCCUCAUCAGCCAAUAGACCAUCACCUCAUUCUCAAUUAUCUAGAGAAGCAUUAGACAGUUCUUUAACGCGUGGUGCGAUAGAAGCUAGGAAGGUGAUGGAAGAUCUCAUGGCUUCUCCAAUAAUUAACACGAGGAGUAUGAGUGACCGGGAAAACAUGGGCGAGGGAGAAGAGGAGGUGGUGAAAUUUACGGAAGAGCAGAAGAAGAUGACGUUGGAGGAUUUAAUUAGGAUGGAGAUGAAGAAUAGGUAUAGGGAGAUGCAGAAGGAAGGAGAAGAGAUGAUUGAACGGUGGGAGGAGAGAGCGAGGAAUGAGAGGAAGAAGAUUGAAGCUAUAUGA